UACUCUCUCCGGGCCGUUUUUGGAACCAUGCAUUUUUAGUGGCUUAUAUAGAUUGAGAGUAGACCAGCAGACAUGAGUACCUGCUGUUUCUGGUUGAAAUAGAGCGGAACUUAUUAUCAUACGCGUUCUGGUAAAGAAGCUAUUUCUCUCCUCCAGCGAUUUUACCUUUCUCUAUAACUACAUUCUCCCUUCUUUCAAGACCCAUAAAAAUAUGGCAUUUAAUUUCGGAGGCGCUGCAACCACCGCGACACCACCACAACAACAACAAUUAGGUGGCGGGGGACUUUCAUUCGGCAAUCCGUCGUCUGGAACAACAACAGCUACGGGUGGAUUCGGCAGUGGUGGAUUCGGUUCAACAGCACCAACAGCAACCUCCACUGGUGCCGCUGCACCUGCAACAUCAAGUGCAUUUGGAUUUGGACAACAACAACAACCUGCUACAUCUACGACCAGCUUAUUCAGUAACCCAGCAGGAGCAGGUACUGGUCUACAACAACCUGCUACAUCUACAGCACCCACAUUGGGUGGAUUUGGCGGCGGAUUCGGUUCUUCUUCUUUAGGUGGUAGUAGUAGUCUAUUCGGCAACAAAGGAACUACUACCUCUGGAGGAUUUGGCGGAGGAUUCGGUUCUUCGACUAAUGCAACAACGUCAUUGGGUGGAUUCGGUAGUGGUCUUGGGGGCGGUUUGACUGGAACAAACACCAUGAACCAGCAACAGCGCGAUCGACAAAUCUGGCAACUGUUAUUACAAGUGGAUGAUGAAGCACGACGACAGCAGGCAGCAUUAUUGACUACGGGCGAACAAUAUAAACCCCAAAAUAUCUGGCAGGCAUUGGCAUUGUUAAAGUCGUGGUGGGAUCCACAGUCGCCGUAUUGCCGCUUCAAGCACUACUUUUACAACCUUGUUCCUCAAGAGCAGGUCCAUUUAUAUCAAAAGCCUGCAAGCCACGACAAAAAGGCAUGGGAUGAGGCUCAAAAGAAAAACCCUGAUCCAUCUCGAUUUGUUCCUGCAUUGGCCAUUGGAUUUGAAGAUGUCAAGAAGCGUAUGGAAGCUCAAGAAAGGCAAUCUUUAGCACAAAUCGCGAUCCUCAAGGAAACUCAAGCCAAAGUCGACAAGUUGAGAAACACGGAUGCCGUGGCAACAGCCAAGAAACUAGAGGAGUACAAGACACGACACAUGGAACUCAUCCAACGAGUAAUAUGGCUAUUGAAAAAGGCACAAGUGCUUCGCAACAAGGGGGUUCCACUUACGGCAGAUGAAGAGAAACUGCGUGCGACGUUGGAGAAUAUCCAAGAACAGCUGGUUCAAUCAGAACAGUUCCAUGGCAAGUUGAGCCAGUUAUGGGCACAGUUACAGUUGAUUAAAGAGUCAGGACGCAAAUACGGCAAAUUGGAUGAUGUGCAUGGCUGGAAUGGUGUAAGCAGUGAUAACAGGGAAAGCAUAACAAAGGUCCUGGGAGAGCAACAAACUGGCAUACAGCAUACAAUGGAUAUCCUUGAAAAGAACCAAAGAGAUGUUGAGAUGAUGAAGAAUCACUAUGAGCUUCACAAUUGAAAAAAAAAAUAUCUUUCCUUUUUACCCUCACCCUUCAAACAACCUCCCUCAUCAACAAUACACAUAUUCACAUUCAACGACACAAGCAACAACAACAACACGUACAUAAU
Messenger RNA from Zychaea mexicana, 1665 nucleotides. RefSeq names its product nucleoporin complex subunit 54-domain-containing protein. Gene Ontology annotation, molecular function: structural constituent of nuclear pore. The coding region runs from base 212 to 1555 and encodes 447 amino acids. The record is from RefSeq and is a predicted model, not a curated record. Lineage: Eukaryota; Fungi; Mucoromycota; Mucoromycetes; Mucorales; Lichtheimiaceae. Gene Ontology annotation, cellular component: nuclear pore; nuclear pore central transport channel. The transcript has 5 exons. Gene Ontology annotation, biological process: nuclear pore organization; NLS-bearing protein import into nucleus; protein localization to nuclear inner membrane.